Messenger RNA from Chelonoidis abingdonii (Abingdon island giant tortoise), 1755 nucleotides. RefSeq names its product C3a anaphylatoxin chemotactic receptor-like. Lineage: Eukaryota; Metazoa; Chordata; Testudines; Testudinidae. Gene Ontology annotation, biological process: inflammatory response; phospholipase C-activating G protein-coupled receptor signaling pathway; positive regulation of cytosolic calcium ion concentration. Gene Ontology annotation, molecular function: G protein-coupled receptor activity; complement receptor activity. Gene Ontology annotation, cellular component: plasma membrane. The record is from RefSeq and is a predicted model, not a curated record.
CCACCUGCUCGCUGGGCUCCAGAAAUGGGCUGGUUCCAUAUCGGCCAGUGGGGUCUGCCGAGGCUUUGGAAGGGGAAGUGCCCGUUGCUCAAAGGAACCCUUCAGAUGUGGGACGCAACCCCACAAGGGAGCUGAGCUGCCCCGGGCCCUCAACUGCUCCGGCGGUGGUAGGGGAAGAGGUCGUGCCUUUCCCCUGCCGCCCACCCAAUACAUUACAAGCAGCCUCCCUCGCCUCCUAGCCAUGAACGGCUCCCGUGCCCCCCACAACGCCACAGGAGCUGUGGAGGAUGCCAUGCGGCUCAUAGCCAUCAGCACCAACGCCUUGGUUUUGGGCCUGGGCCUGGCUGGCAAUGGACUGGUGAUCUGGAUCACCACGGCUGGCCGGCCCGGGCCACCCACCUUCCCCUCAGCCUGCUACCUCCACCUGGCUGUGGCCGACCUGCUCUUCUCCGCUGGGCGCAUCCCCGCCAUCGUCCAGGAGGUCUUCAGGUCCCGCUGGCCCUUCGGCCAAGCCCUCUGCAAGCUUCACUCCUUCGCUCGCUACUUGGUCGUCUUCGCCGGCGUCUUCGUGCUCACCCUCAUCAGCCUCCACCGUUGCCUGCUGGUGGCUCAGCCCAUCUGGGUCCGGAACCACCACAGGCCCAGGCUUGGGUCUUGGCUGAUCGCUGGGGCCUGGAUCCUGGCCAUCUGCUUCAGCAUCCCCUACCUGGUGGUCAGGGACGUGGAGAUCAAACGGGGGGAGUCCUUCUGCGUCUACCGGACAGACCUGCGGCAUUUCGUCGAGAUGCCCCUGAGGUUGAGCCGGUUCCUGGGCGGGUUUCUGAUCCCUUUUGCCAUCAUUGCCACGUCCUAUGUGGUCUUGAUCUGGAAGCUGAGGAGAAGAAGCUGGGAGGGUUCCCAGCGGACCUUUGCCUUGGUGCUGGCCGUGGUGGCUCUCUUCUUUGUUUGCUGGUUGCCCCAUCAUGUCGUGGUACUGCUCAGUAUAUACCAGAAAAACAAAGAGAUCUGGGGCGUGGCGCUCAAGCUGGCCAACGCCUUGGCCUACCUCCAUAGCUGUCUCAACCCUGUGCUGUAUGGGCUGGUGGGGUUCUCCCGGAGCAAGGGGCGCCGGAGGGGCUCCUUCCUGGGCAUCUUUCGCAGGGCCCUGGCUGAGGAAGGGGAGGGAUCGAGUGAGAUGGAGGCAUCGCAGAGCAAUAGCCGGACUAGAUGAGAGUGGAGGACUUGGGACUCCUGGGUUCUAUCCUCAGCUCUGGGAAGGGAACAGAGUCUAGUGGAUUAGGGCAGGGUGAUGGAGGAAUUAGAACUCCUGGAUUCUAUUUUUCAGGUCUCUUGUUAUUUCAUUAUGUGUGUGAGCUAAGACCAAUCUCUGAAUCAGUCUCUCGCCUUCUGCUUCAAUUUCUUCAUCUAUAAAAUAGGGGUAGUAAUCCUUCUGUUGUCUAUUUAGACUGUAAACACAGUGGGGCAUGGACAGUCACUCACUGUGUGUCUGUGCAGUGCCCAGCACAACGAGGGCUUUGAUCUCAUUCGGGGUCUAUCUGUGUUAGAUAUUAUGAGACAGCUUCAUCAAAACUGUCGGUCUUUGUGUGAAUGGCUCAGUUUUGUGGCGUUUCUUGACUCAAAAAAGUUUUGGAAGAAAACUUUCAAAGUUGUCGCCAGCUCACGUUUUGAAAUGUCCAAAAUGAAAAUUCCACAUUUCCGGCCCCAAAUGCUUUUUUUUUUCUUUUUUAAAUUUAGGCUCACUUGUGUUUUUAAAAA